AUGAUGCAGACGGUGAAAUUCUACCUGGCGGAGCACCCGUCGAUCGUGAAAUUCCGGUGGAGCCACAGCCAAUCAUGGGGAUCCACCUGGUCCUUCCUCGUCACCUCAAUCGCCUUCUACCUCGCCGUCGCCACCUUCCUCCACCUCCUCCUCGCCCUAAUCGCCCGCGGCGGCCGCCGCCGCCCCAUCCCUCUCGGCCCGAUCCCGGCCCUCCACAGCCUCACCAUGGCCCUAAUCUCCGCCACGAUCUUCGCCGGGAUCCUCCUCUCCGCGGCCUCCGAGAUCCGAGAAACCCGCUGGUUCUGGCGCCGGACCAAAACCCCAUUCCAGUGGCUCCUCUGCUUCCCCAUCGGAACCCGCCCUUCCGGCCGGGUCUUCUUCUGGUCCUACAUGUACUACCUCUCCCGAUUCGUCCACAUGCUCCGCACCUUCGUCUCCAUCCUCUCCGCCCGCCGCCUCGUCUUCUUCCAGCUCUUCAACCACAUCAUCCUCACCGUCGUGUCGUUCCUCUGGCUCGAGUUCUCGCAGAGUUUUCAGGUCCUCGGGAUCAUGCUCGCCACCAUGGUCUACUCGGCGGUGUACGGGUACAGGUUCUGGACCGCGAUUGGCCUGCCGGGGGCUUGUUUUCCCUUUGUGCUCAACUGCCAGAUUGCUCUGCUCGGAGGGAAUUUGGUCUGCCAUGUCGGAGUUCUGCUGCUGCAUUUCAUGAAGGGUGGGUGUAACGGGAUCGGAGCUUGGGUGUUCAAUUCGGUUCUGAACGGCGCGGUUAUGCUUCUGUUCUUGAAUUUCUAUGUGCGGAUGCAUAUCAUGAGGAGGAAGAGGAAGAGGAAGGUGAAGGAGGAGGUGGUUGUGGGUCGCAACAAUGGCGGUCAAAAUCAGAUUGCAGGUAGGGAUGAUGAGGAUGAUGAUGAGGAUAUCAAACUUAUUUGA
Linum tenue is the source of this 930-nucleotide messenger RNA. NCBI's taxonomy places the organism in Eukaryota, Viridiplantae, Streptophyta, Magnoliopsida, Malpighiales, Linaceae. The record is from the annotation of a GenBank genome assembly.